Molecule: messenger RNA, 1602 nt
Organism: Triticum turgidum subsp. durum (durum wheat)
Lineage: Eukaryota; Viridiplantae; Streptophyta; Magnoliopsida; Poales; Poaceae
Source: the annotation of a GenBank genome assembly
AUGCUGUACUUGAGCAAGAUGCAUUUUCUGAGGUUAUAUUCGAGCAGUACAGCCGUGAGGCAAGGAACCUCACUUCAGCCUCAGAAUGGCUCCGUGGAACACCCUGCCCGCGGGUCUCCCCUCGGAGCAAGCAAGACGGGCCGGCCGACGAGGCUGGCCGGCCUGGACUCCGGCGUCGACGCGGCGGCCACCAAGUCGCCCACCGGCCGGAGCCCCAAGGUGGAGCGCCGCACCACCAUGAGCGCCGAAAGAGAGAAAAGGAGGUCGCCCAUGAAGCUGUCGGAGCUCGAGUCCCAGCUCUCGCAGCUGCAGGACGAGCUCAAGAAGGCCAAGGAGCAGCUCCAUUCCUCGGAGAACUCCAGGAAGCGGGCCCUGCAGGAGGCCGAGGAGGCCAGGGCGCAGGCGGCGGAGGCGUCCGCGCAGGCCAGCGACUCGCGGGGGCAGCUCGCCGAGCUCUCCUCGGUGGAGCAGACCCGCAUCUUCGAGCUCCGCCGGCUCUCCCAGGAGCGCGAUCGCUCGUGGCAGUCGGAGCUGGAGGCCAUGCAGAAGCAGCACGAGGCGGACUCGGCCGCGCUCGUCGCCGCCAUGGGCGAGGUGCACCGCCUCCGCGUGCAGCUCGCCGCGGCCGCCCGCGCCGACCGCAAGCAGGAGGUGGCGGAGGCGCUGGCGACCGUUGACGAGCUUAAGGCCAAGCUCUCCGCGAGCGAGGAGGCCGAGGCGCGGGCGCGAGCGUUGCACGAGGAGUGCAAGCAGCAGCUGGAGGCGAGCCGGGCCACCAUCGACUCGCUGCUCACCGACGGCUCCAAGCUGAUGGACUCCUUCAGCCUCGUCGUCACGGAGCUCGAGGAGUCGCGCGCGAAGCUCAAGGCCCUCGAGGAGGAGGUGGCGGAGACGACGUCGGUGAAGGCCGCCGCCGCCGCCGGCCAGAGCUGCAACUGCUCGGACUCGGAGGCCGCCGAGCUGAGGUCGGCGCUGGAGGACGUGGAGGCCAGGUUCCAGGAAGAGAAGAUCCUGAGCACCGUCGAGACGCAAUGCGCGUACGAGCUCAUGGACCAGAUCAAGGUCGAGUCCGACCUGCGGCAUGGCAAGCUCGCCGCCGCGCUCGCGAGCGCCAAGUCCGAGGUCAUGUUCCUCAAGGCGAGCCUGUUCGACAGGGAGUCCGAGCUGCGGCGCGCCCAUGACGCGACCAAGAAGCUGCAGGACGACGCGAGAACGAACAGCACGGCGGACGAGCUGAAGGCGCAGCUGCAAGGCGCGCUGCAGGAGAACGGGCAGCUGAAGCUCGAGCUGCGGCAGUACGAGUCCGAGAAGGUCCCCGAGAAGUCGGACGCCGACGCGGCGGCGGAGGCGGCGAAGAAGGGGGAGACGGAGGCCGAGCUGAGGCGGCUGAGGGUGCAGGCCGAGCAGUGGCGGAAGGCCGCCGAGACCGCCAUGGCGUUGCUCACCGUGGGCAAGGGCGGCAACGGGAAGAUCUUGGACCGCGGCGAGUCGCUGGACGGCGGCAAGUACGCGGGCCUGUACGACGAGCUCGACGACGACGCGGCGGCGGCCAGGAAGAACGGCAACGUGCUCCGGAGGAUCAGUGGAAUGUGGAAGAAAUGA